UUACACAUUCACGCUUUAGAGAACCACAUGGCGAAUAACUUGUUCAUGUUUAUGUUGCAAUAAUAUUUUGCUUAUAGGACAAUCGUCCAAAAUGGGGAAGAAAUCGAAGACAGGAAAGUCGAGAAAAGAUAAAUUCUACCAUUUGGCUAAGGAAACAGGUUACAGAGCGAGAUCUGCCUUCAAGCUUAUCCAGUUGAAUAGGAAAUAUGAGUUUCUACAGAAGUCAAGAGUCGUUAUUGACCUGUGUGCAGCCCCUGGAGGUUGGCUACAGGUGGUGGCAGAAAACACACCUAUCUCCAGUCUCAUCGUUGGUGUUGACUUGGUGCCUAUACGUCCUGUCAGGAACUGUAAGACCCUCGUAGAGGACAUCACAUCAGAUAAAUGUAGACAGUCAUUAAAGAAAGAGUUACAGACAUGGAAAGCUGACUCUGUGAUUCAUGACGGCGCUGGAAAUGUUGGAAAAAACUGGCUCCACGAUGCUUUUCAACAAGCUCACCUCACCCUACAGGCCUUGAAGCUAGCCACAGAAUUCCUGAAGAAAGGUGGCUGGUUUGUCACUAAAGUUUUCAGAUCGAAGGACUACAACUCCCUGCUAUGGGUGUUUCAGCAACUAUUUCAGAAAGUCCACGCCACCAAACCACAGGCUUCUCGUAAUGAGUCGGCAGAAAUAUUCGUUGUCUGUGAAAAGUUCCUGGCCCCCAGCAGAAUUGACCCAAAGUUCUUAGAUGCCAAGUUUGUGUUCAAGGAGGUUGAUAUGGAGCCAAGACAGAUGAUUAACCUCAUACAUCCAGAGAAAAAGCGACGACAUCGUGAUGGUUACGCAGAAGGGGACUACACUCUGUAUCACACACUCAAAGUCUCGGAGUUCAUAGAUAGUGACAAUCACCUUGACUUAAUGGCCCAGUCCAAUGCUUUGGUAUUUGAUGAUGACAGAAUAGCAAAAUUACCAGAGACGACAGAGGAAAUCAAGGAAUGCCUAGGGGACUUGAAGGUGCUUGGAAAGAGGGAUAUCAAAUUACUGAUCAAGUGGCGAACACAAGUCAGGAAGAGUCUGGGAAAGGACGAGGAGUCGAAGGAUAAGACGGAAGACAAGGUUGAGGAGGUGGUAGAGGACAGUGAAGACGAAGAAGCUCAGAUAGAAGCCCAGCUGGCCGAGGCCAAGGACGAGGAAAGGAAGGUCCUUAAAAGGAAACUGAAGAAGGUGCGACGAGAGAAGGCUCGUCUACGACUGAAGAUGGACAUGAAGAUGGUGAUCCCAGGAGACAAAUUUGACUUUACAGACGAUGUUGGUCUCUUUAACCUCAACAAAAUGAAAAGCAAGGCGGAUGUAGAUAGGGUGGAGGCAGGUGAAAACCAUUUUGCUGAUGAGUUUGUAUUGGAUGAGCUUGAGGCUGACAUGGAAACCACUUCACACCAGAAGCGAGAGACUUACGACCGAGAUGGUCACGAUCAUAUUGACGAGUUGUACUCAUCGUCGGAGAAUGAGGAAGACCUAGAGGAACCUGAUUUAGAGGAUGUGGAAGACGAGGAUGAUGCCGAAGAAGAGGAGAUGGAGUUUGAAGAUGAUGAAGAGGUUAAGAAAGACGCCAAUCCAUUGAUAGUCAACUUGGAGAAAACCUCUACACAGGUGGAGCGCAAACUCAAGACCUGGUUCAACAAGGAAUCUUUCGCGGGUUUAGAGGAUGAGGCUGAUGAGGAUGUAGAAAUUGAGAAAAUGAUGGAGGACUACAAACGACGAGGAGGUACCAUUACAGGAAAAAAAGAGGAAAGUAAAGGAACCAAAAGCAAACAGACAACAAAGAAAGAUGUCAUUGAAGAGGGUGAUAGUGGUGUGGAGGAAAACGAGGACUCCGAUUCAGAAAUGUCUGAUACAGAGGACAAAGAUGCUGAAAGUGUGGACAAUGAUAAGGAUGAUGAUGAUAGUGAUGAAAGUGACAGUGAGAGUAGUGAUAGUGAUUUUGAUACAACAGACAUGAAAAAAUCGGAUCAGAAACAUUCGACCACAGGCUUUGAGGAAGUUCCUGCAGGUUAUAUAGAUGCUACAGGGCUGGCCAUUGGAGCUGCUAUGGUGCAGUCACGGAAACGGAAACGGGAUAUAGUGGACGGUGGUUAUCACAGAUACAUGUUUGACGAUGAUAAUUUGCCAGAAUGGUUUGCAAAGGAGGAAGCUAAACAUAACAAACGAGAGAUGCCGGUUACAAAGGGGGAUGUCCAGGAAUACCUGAUGAAGAAGAGGUCCAUUGAUGCUAGACCAAUCAAAAAAAUUGCUCAGGCCAAGGCUAGGAAAAAGAAGAAGGAAAUGAGGCGUCUUGAUAAAGCGAGGAAGAAGUCUGAGGUGAUAUCAGACACAGCAGACAUUACGGACAGGGAUAGAUGGCAACAGAUUAAACAGGUUUACAAGAAGGCUGGACUACUGACAGCAAAAAAGAAAGAGGUAACAUAUGUGGUGGCUAAAAAAGGAGGAGGCAAGAGACCGCGACGACCUACUGGUGUGAAGGGACCCUACAAAGUGGUGGACGGACGCAUGAAAAAGGACAUGAAAAAGAAAAAAGAGCAAUUAAAAAUGGAAAAAAAGAAAGGCAAAAAAGGAGGGAAAAGGAUGAAAUAAAUAGUUUUGUUUUACUUUUGUGAUGUUUGGUUAUUGUUUAGAUAUCAUAGGCAUUAGCCCACAGGUGUACACAUUAUCGGAGCAAAAACUUGU
Molecule: messenger RNA, 2701 nt
Organism: Mizuhopecten yessoensis (Yesso scallop)
Lineage: Eukaryota; Metazoa; Mollusca; Bivalvia; Pectinida; Pectinidae
Product: pre-rRNA processing protein FTSJ3-like
Exons: 19
Coding region: 92-2608 (838 amino acids)
Biological process (GO): maturation of 5.8S rRNA from tricistronic rRNA transcript (SSU-rRNA, 5.8S rRNA, LSU-rRNA); maturation of LSU-rRNA from tricistronic rRNA transcript (SSU-rRNA, 5.8S rRNA, LSU-rRNA); rRNA methylation
Cellular component (GO): nucleus; nucleolus; preribosome, large subunit precursor
Molecular function (GO): rRNA (uridine-2'-O-ribose)-methyltransferase activity; rRNA (guanine) methyltransferase activity
Source: RefSeq, a predicted model, not a curated record